Molecule: messenger RNA, 3683 nt
Organism: Tauraco erythrolophus (red-crested turaco)
Lineage: Eukaryota; Metazoa; Chordata; Aves; Musophagiformes; Musophagidae
Source: RefSeq, a predicted model, not a curated record
AUGACGGAUAAUCAAGGAAAGUACUAUUGUGCCCCUAGUAAAAUAAUGAUGUUAGAAAUGGGAAUUGAAUUGCUAAAAAGAUACCGGGAGAGAGAUUUGGCCGUAAUUAAUUGCAGAGAUGGAUCCAGCAGUCAGUCGGUAGGUGCUCACGUUGAACUGCACAUCUUUCUUUCUCGCCAGAUCGUUGGCUGUGACCACCAGCUGGGAAGCGCUGUCAAAGAAGAUAACUGCGGGGUCUGCAAUGGUGAUGGGUCCACCUGCCGACUGGUUCGAGGCCAGUACAAGUCCCAGCUCUCCGCCAGUAAACUGGAUGAUACGGUGGUUGCUAUUCCUUAUGGAAGUAGGCAAGUUCGCCUCGUACUGAAAGGACCUGAUCAUUUAUAUUUGGAAACCAAGACUCUCCAAGGUGUGAAGAGUGAAAACAGCCUCAGCUCUACAGGCUCUUUCCUCAUGGACAACUCUAGCAUCGAUUUCCAGAAGUUUCCUGACAAGGAGAUAUUAAGAAUAUCUGGGCCUCUCACAGCAGACUUCACUGUCAAGAUCCGCUAUGCUGGUGCUGCUGACAGUUCAGUUCAGUUUAUCUUCUAUCAGCCUAUCAUUCACCGAUGGAGGGAAACUGAUUUUUUCCCUUGUUCAGCAUCCUGUGGUGGAGGUUAUCAACUGACAUCUGCUGAAUGUUUUGAUCUGAGAAGCAACCGGGUAGUAGCAGACCAAUACUGUCACUAUUAUCCUGAAAAUAUCAAGCCAAAGCCAAAACUUCAAGAAUGUAAUCUGGAUCCCUGUCCUGCAAGUGAUGGAUACAAGCAGAUCAUGCCCUAUGACCUCUACCAUCCCCUUCCUCGAUGGGAGAGUACACCCUGGACCGCCUGUUCCUCGUCAUGUGGAGGAGGCAUUCAAAGCCGCAGCAUCUCAUGUGUGGAAGAAGACAUUCAGGGGCAUAUCAGUCCCGUGGAAGAAUGGAAAUGCAUGUAUACUCCAAAGAUGCCUGUUGUCCAGCCUUGCAAUGUAUUUGACUGCCCAAAGUGGCUUGCUCAGGAAUGGUCUCCGUGCACUGUGACCUGUGGACAAGGACUCAGAUAUCGUGUGGUCCUUUGCAUUGAUCACAGGGGGAUGCAUACAGGAGGCUGUAGUCCUAAAACAAAGCCACACAUAAAAGAAGAAUGCAUCGUGCCCACUCCUUGCUACAAACCCAAAGAGAAACUUCCUGUGGAAGCAAAGUUGCCGUGGUACAAGCAGGCUCAAGAGCUGGAGGAAGGAGCAGUGGUGUCUGAAGAACCAUCGUUUAUUCCUGAGUCUUGGUCCACCUGUAGUGUCACCUGUGGAGUGGGCAGCCAGGUGCGGCUUGUGAAAUGUCAAGUGCUCCUCUCUUUCUCUCAGUCCGUGGCUGACUUGCCCAUCGAUGAAUGUGAAGGUCCCAAACCUGUGUCUCAGAGAGCCUGUUACAGCGGUCCCUGUAGCGGGGAGACAACCGAAUACACCCGAGAGGAAACUGAGCUGCUGUACAGCAGCUUGCAGGAGUUUGAUGAACUCUAUGACUGGGAAUACGAGGGCUUUACAGAGUGUUCAGAGUCCUGUGGAGGAGGUGUCCAGGAGGCCGUAGUGACCUGCUUGAACAAACAAACCAGGGAGACCGCCGACGAGAUGCUGUGUGUUACCAGCCGCCGUCCCCCACAGCUGCUGAAAGCCUGUAGCCUGGACCCCUGUCCCCCAAGAUGGGAGAUUGGUAAAUGGAGCACCUGCAGUCUUACCUGUGGGGUUGGGUUGCAGACACGAGAUGUCUUCUGUUCUCAUCUACUAUCAAGAGAGACUAACGAGACCGUGAUUUUGGCAGAUGAAUUGUGCUAUAAGCCUAAGCCAUCCCUCGUGCAGGCCUGUAAUCGCUUUGACUGCCCACCCUCCUGGUAUCCUACAGAAUGGAAAGAGUGUUCGCAGACAUGCGGUGGUGGUGUCCAGAAGCGAGACGUGCUUUGUAAGCAGCGCCUGGCAGAUGGAAGCUUGUUAGAGCUGCCCGAAACCUUCUGCUCCACACCAAGGCCAGUUACCCAACAAGCCUGCAAAAAUGAGGAUUGUCCCAAUGAGUGGCUUCUCUCUGACUGGACACAGUGUUCAGUGAGCUGUGGAGAGGGCACCCAGAGUCGAAACGCCAUUUGCAGAAAGAUGCUGAAAACUGGGGGUUCUGUCAUCAUCAAUUCCUCACUGUGCCCACCUUUGCCAUUCUCAUCCUUGAUCAGGCCCUGUGCACUAGGCACCUGUGCAAGGCACAACAGGCCAGCUCAUAAGCAAAGCCCCCAUAUUAUGGCCAUAAAGAAAGUCUACAUCCAGACAAGGAAGCAGAAGAAGCUACACUUUAUUGUGGGUGGGUAUGCCUACCUGCUGCCCAAAACCUCUGUUAUUCUCCGAUGCCCCACAAGGAGAUUCCGGAAAUCGAUGAUCACUUGGGAGAAGGAUGACAAGAGGCUUGUCAGCUCAGCUCACAUCACCAUUGCACCCUAUGGGUACAUGAAAAUCCAUCGUUUGAAGCCUUUAGACACUGGGACGUACACCUGCACAGCAGGGCCAGCCCGAGAGCAUUUUGUAAUUAAACUAAUUGGAAGUAACAAGAAGAUCAUUGCUGGGCAGCCAACUGGUAUUAGGGACGAAGAGGCCAUGAGAAAGUCCAGCUUAAAUGAAGCCUUGCGAACACAGGAGAAACAUGUCAAUGGGAUCCUCUUGAAUGGGAGCAAGGCUGAAAAGCGAGGGCAACUUGCUGACCCUAGCAGUUGGUAUGAUGAUAUUGUCUCAAGGCUACUACAGCACAGGGGCUGGCCAGGGGAAAAUCUGGAGUCCUGGGAAGCCCAGGAAUCCACAGAGAGAAACGUAUCCUCAGAGGAGGACCAGAGCCGGGAGUAUAGCCUGCCAUUUACUAUGGUCACAGAGCAGAAACGUUUGGAUGAUAUUAUAAGGAACUUGUCUCAACAGCCUGAGGAGCUUAAAGAUCUCUACACUGAGCAGCUUGUUGUGCAGCUGGCUCAUGAGGUUUUCAAGAGCCACUUGGAGCACCAGGAAUCUGUCCUCAAAGCAUCAAGGCGGAGAGUAGAUUCAGCCUCAGUGGAGUACCCUCUCCACAGACUUGUUUCUGGAUUUACCAGCUCCCUGAGGACAUCAUCUGCUGAAGCAUUUCUUCCCACCUCUGUAGACCUGGCAAAUGGUUUGCGCAGACCUCAUCAAAAGCCUGCCAUCCUCCGAAAGAUUUCAGCAGCACAACAGCUUUCUGCUUCAGAGGUUGUUACCCACCUGGGACAGACGGUGGUCCUAGCCAGUGGCACACUGAGCGUGCUGCUUCACUGCGAAGCAGUGGGAAACCCAAAGCCCACCAUCAGCUGGGCUAAGAAUGGAGAGGAGGUGAAAUACAAUGAUAGGAUGCUACUUCAGCCUGAUGACUCCUUGCAGAUUCUAGCACCCGUGGAAGCUGAUGUGGGUUUCUAUGCUUGCAAUGCGUCCAAUGCCCUGGGAUCUGACUCUGUCUCCAUUGCUGUCACUCUGGCAGGAAAGCCACUGAUAAAGACAACAAGAGCUACUGUGAUCAACACUGAUUCACCUGCUGUCACUGUUGACAUUGGAAGUACAGUGAAAACAAUCCAGAGAGCAAACGUUACCAUUAACUGCCAGGUCGCAGGUGAGAAAUUACUUGGUCUUCCAUACAG